Molecule: messenger RNA, 1527 nt
Organism: Mycena citricolor
Lineage: Eukaryota; Fungi; Basidiomycota; Agaricomycetes; Agaricales; Mycenaceae
Source: the annotation of a GenBank genome assembly
CAGAGAGCUCAAGUUCGAGAUCUCCUUGCGCCCCAGAAGGAGGAGGGGACUGAGAAGAUCGAGGAGAGUCGGGAGCUGUGGGUCCUGGGGUUUGGGGCAUUGAUAGCAGAUACGACAAGCAGAUACGACAAGAAAGAUGUAUUGACAACCACACAGAAGCAAACAAUACUUGUUGGGCAUGUCUACAACAUGUCCGUCCUCUUCGAAACAUCGCUCGGAGACCUCGUUAUUGACUUGGAAGUGGACGCAUGCCCCAAAACAUGCGAAAACUUUCUGAAACUCUGCAAGAUCUAUUACUAUAACUUGAAUGCAUUCUUCAACGUGUCCAAAGACUUUUUAGCACAAGCGGGAGACCCGACUGCCAGUGGUACAGGUGGACAGUCCAUAUGGUCACUCCUAGAUCCGUCGAAAGCUCGAUAUUUCACCCCCGAAUUUCGGCCGAAACUGAAGCACACUCGCAAAGGCACCGUUUCGAUGGCUGUUGCUCCGGAAGUGGAAGGAAGCGCUCAAGGGGGCUGCGGUAGUCAGUUCUUUGUCACACUUGCGGACGACAUCGACUAUCUAGACGGCAAACACUGCGUCUUCGGGCAUGUGGUGGAAGGCUUAGAAACACUUGACAAGCUGAACGAUGUCUUCACUGACAAGGACGGCCGACCAUUCAAGGACGUUCGUAUUCGUCAUGUCCUUAUCCUCGGUAUUGUGAUUUGGCUAAAUCAGCUCGAACUUACUAAACUCAUCUCAGAUGAUCCUUUUACCGACCCGACCGAGCUGGGCCGAAUACAGCCACCCUCGUCACCCAUCAGACCCCCUGACAAUUCUAAUCGUAUUGCUGAGGACGAAGACCCUCUGGAGACUUUACCUGAGGAAGAGGAAGAACGCAUCCGACGCGAAAAAGCUGCGGCAGCUUCUGCUCUUACCCUUGAACUAGUCGGAGAUUUGCCGUUUGCCAAUGUGCGCCCUCCCGAAAACGUUCUUUUCGUGUGCAAACUCAAUCCCGUCACGCGAGACGAGGAUCUUGAGUUGAUCUUCUCGCGGUUUGGAACGAUUAUGAGUUGUCAAGUGAUACGCGACAAAAGGACCGGAGACUCGCUUCAGUACGCCUUCAUCGAGUUCGACAAGCGUGAGGAAGCUGAACAGGCGAGCUUUCGUGCUUUUCCUGGCAAUCUGUCUAACGGUUACUCAGGCGUACUUCAAAAUGCAGAACGUCCUGGUCGACGAUCGACGUAUCUGGGUGGACUUGUGGCUCCCAAUCUGUCGCACGAACCAACACUUCAUGGUCCAACAAUAUCAAACGUGCUCCUCGAGGCCAAACUCGUGGAGGCUUUGCCGGUAGAGAUGAUCUGGAACGCACACAGAAAUACCGGAACGAGGACCGGGACGAUAGAGGUCGCGGUGGCUACAAUCUCGUCUUCGAUAUGCCCAAAUCUAGUUCGAAACGACGGUCACAUAGUCGUGAUCGUGAACGCUUUCGCCGGUCACGAUCUCCUCCGCGGCGCGACAAAGAUGAACGCCGACGAGGUUAAAUGA